AUGACUGCGGAGCGCAGUCGGAAUAAGGAGCGUAUGGAGGCCAGUCUGACCGGACUCUGUGAGCUGGAGCUCCGCAAGCAGAGGCAGGAGUGCCUGGUCCUCGGUGCUCUGGCCCUGGGGGAGCCCAUGCCCGAAAAUUACACAAGGAACGAGCUAUCGGGUUUCAGCAGCUGGGGGCAAGAGAACUUGACAUUGAGACGUCAUCUGAGUGCGCUCCAGAGCUCCCCCUGGGGGCUGAUGCUGGCACUGGAACAGCAGGUAGGCGAGCUGAGAGUGGACACAGAUGAUGUCACCUAUGAGGGGACCCAAGGGGACAUGGGGAACAGUCGGCCCAGCUCAGGGUUCUAUGAGUCGAGUGAGAGCCAGUCUCCAAAGGGGCAUUCCUGUCGCUCUGACUUCCUAGAGCCCCACCCUGGCUGGGGCUUCAGCAGCACAGAGAGGCCCAAGUCUCUGGGAUAUGCCCUCCAGCUGACAGGUGAGAGUCUGAUGGAGUCAGCCCCUCAUGCCACUGUUCCCCUCUCCUUCUCUGCCCCCUACCCACACCUUGAGGGAAUCGCUGAGGAGGGUACGGCCAAGGAGCCCUGGCAGUGGGACCUACACUGUGCCCAGGGUUGGGAGGAUGAGGACCAGGCCACUCAGGAGGAUUUCCAGCAGGCCAUGAGGGUUAAAGGCUACAUCCUGGGUCUCAUCCAUCGCUACGCGCUCUCACCCCGACCCUGCAUGCCUCGUACCAGCCUGGGGCCUGACCCUUCCAUCCCCUAUUCCUCCAGCAUCAACAGGCAGAGCAGCCUGCGAAGGAAACACACUCUUCACACCUCCGAGCACUGCAUCUCUGACCCACAGGACCUCUACCCUGACCCUGAGUGCCAGGCCUGGUGGUGUGACUCGCUAGACAGGGAGGAAUGGGGGGGAGAGGCCCCAUCCAUGGAGAAGGACUGUUAUCGGUCUUUACCCUACCCCCACAUCAGACCCCACUCCCUGGCCGGGGCCCAUCCACCCUCCCUGGACCCCACUUGUGGCGCUCUGGACCCUUGUUUUAGUAGUGCGUCUGAUUCCCCAAAGCACUACCCGCUGCCCAACUCCCCGGCUUCAUAUAACCACUUGGUCAGUGCCCAGUACAUCCCUGGGCAGGCCUGCCACACCCCUGUACACUCCCCUUCACACUUUCCUCCAGAAUGCUCCCCCUCACACUAUCUUCUAGAGCCCUCCAAGCCCAGCCGAACCUUUGUGUCCCCAGACCAGAGCAGCUCAAAACCCAGGGCCAUGGGGAAGAAAAGCCAUGAGGAGAGACAGAGCUCCAAGAAGCCUGGCCACAAGACCUGCCACUCCCAGUCUGAGAACAGUCUGAUGGGGCAGAGGGCACUCCCUAAGCGCAGGUACAGCACAACCGAGCACCCCCAGCACCAGAGGGGCCAGGUCCCAUAUGCAGGCCCCCAGCACAGGAACACCGCUGGGGGGCGACGCUGGUGCUCCACCCUGGAGCUCAGCCAGGAGGAAGGGGAGACCCAGGAUGAGCAGGCCCACAGACGCCCACCUCGUAGGGCCUGCCACACCCAGGCCUGCUCUCAUCCCAACCCCAACCACCACUCCCAGGUCCAUGCCCAGCCUUGCCUCUCAGAAUACCAAGAGAGAGCACCUCUGUGUCGGGGAGAGGGCUAUGUGCGGGCCACCCCUGGGGAGUCAGAGUCUAGCAUGAGUGAGGUGUACUCCCCUGCCUCCAGCUCUCUCUCCAGUGAUUCUGAUGAGGGGGGGCUGGUAUGGCCCCAGCAGCUGCCCCCUUGCCUGGCCCCCUCUGCUUCCUCCUCUUCCUCCUCCCCUAAGGCCUCCCCAGAGGCCUCCUCGCAGCCCAAGGCCUUUGUCAAAAUCAAAGCCUCUCACGCCCUGAAGAAGAAGAUUCUGCGAUUCCGCGCCGGCUCUCUCAAAGUCAUGACCACAGUCUGA
Messenger RNA from Salvelinus namaycush (lake trout), 1941 nucleotides. RefSeq names its product dapper 1-B-like. The record is from RefSeq and is a predicted model, not a curated record. The transcript is spliced from 4 exons. Bases 1 to 1941 code for a protein of 646 amino acids. Gene Ontology annotation, cellular component: cytoplasm. Gene Ontology annotation, biological process: negative regulation of canonical Wnt signaling pathway. Lineage: Eukaryota; Metazoa; Chordata; Actinopteri; Salmoniformes; Salmonidae.